AGAGCCCGCGUUCUUAACGAGUACACGGUCCCUCCUCAGUCGGAGGCCCCUCCCCAUCUCCAAAGCAGUCCUGGGUCCUGAUCCCGCCACCCAGGAGACUCAGGAGAGGUGGACAGCCUCUGCGCCUCACCGCCCUGGGACAGGACCAGCAUGUCGCAGGCCACCAAGAGGAAGCACGUGGUGAAGGAGGUGCUGGGGGAGCAUAUGGUGCCCUCUGACCAGCAGCAGAUCGUGAGGGUACUCAGGACCCCAGGGAACAAUCUGCACGAAGUGGAGACCGCCCAGGGGCAGCGCUUCCUGGUAAGCAUGCCCUCCAAAUACCGCAAGAACAUCUGGAUCAAGAGAGGGGACUUUCUCAUCGUGGACCCCAUUGAAGAGGGGGAAAAGGUGAAGGCCGAGAUCUCCUUUGUGCUCUGCAAAGACCAUGUGCGCUCUCUGAAGAAGGAUGGGCUCUGGCCUGAGGCCUUUGAGGUGGCUGAGAAACACAACAGCAGUAGGAACAGACCAACUCAGCCAGAACUCCCAGCGGAGCCCCAGUCAUCGGGAGAAGAGUCCAGCUCGGAAGAUGACUCUGACCUCUUUGUUAACACCAAUCGCAGACAGUAUCACGAGAGCGAGGAGGAGAGUGAGGAGGAGGAGACAGCCUGAGGCUCCAGGACCCGCUUCUCCUCUUGCUCAGAGACAAGUCCGUGGCUCCUCUGACCUCGGACAAUUCCGGGUGCUCUACAGAUCCUCCCCCCAGUGGGGACAAGGCAGGACUCCUCUCUGAACCGACCUGCUGACUCAGGAGAAUUAAACCCCUGGUGGGUGGUGACUUGUGCCAGUGUCCGAGUGGCUCUCUGGAGGGAGAGGGAGCUGUGAAUCAGUUAAAAAUUGCUCCUUGGUAGAGGUCUCAUGGGCAGGAACUAGGGAAUGGCUGGACAUUUUGAAUGAUUUGAAAUUAAGGAGGAAACUAAGGUUUCCUAGGUUCAUGUUCGUUCUCUCUCUUUCUCUUCCCCCCUCCCUUCCUCCCCCACUCUCUCAUUGGGCACUUAGUAAGCAGCAGGCCCUGUGCUGUUCCUCCUUGCAUGUACUUUAUAAGUGGGAACAGUGCCACUUUACUGCCUGCUCUCAACCAGUACUGAUUCAGGCUGUCAGGAUCACAGCCAUAGGACCUAGUCCCCGUUGCCUCUAAGAAACACUCAGGAUGAAUUUCAUAGUACCUCGUAAGCUGACUUCCCUGCAGUUCUAGUCACUGUGACUGCAGGAGUGCCCACCUCCACGCUGCUGUGUGCAUCCCUGGUUGCUGGACCCUCCUAGCAACUUAGACCAUCACUCCUCAGCCCUCCUGUAAAACAUAUCCCACUUACCUCUCUGUUUUUUUUAACCUCUGGCUAUAUGUUACUCCUCCUCAUUGCUGACAUUGACCUUGUAGUCUCUGCAGACCAGAAAGUUAAUCUCCUGGCUUAGAGCUUUGCUUAGUCAUUUUCUACAUCCCAUGGUGGGCCUGUUCAGCACUGUGGCUCUUUAGUUCCUUGAUAAUCCCCAUCACUAAUUCGGGUCUUCUAUUCCUGGCCUGCUGCCUACAUCUCUACCCCCUGUGCCCCUGAUCAGUAGGAAUUGUAACAACUUUAGAAGUCAAAUACCUGUAUAAUCACCGCCUUCUGGCUUUCUUGUUUACUUGCUCAACUACCCCCUCUGCAAAAAUUCUUUAUCCUCCAGCCCCACCACAUUCUCACCAUUUCUCCCUUCGCUUUUCCUCCUUCUGCAACUUGGAUUCCAUGGCCCACACCCUCCACCUCUUGUCUUCCUUCCACUGUAUUCAGCUACUAAACCCUAACCCCAGCCAACCCAGUCACUCACCUCUGUGCCUGUAACUAUUUGAGAAAACCACCAACUGGGCUCACUUGCUUUACUUUAAGUUUAUCAUUGUAAACCGCA
Pipistrellus kuhlii (Kuhl's pipistrelle) is the source of this 1920-nucleotide messenger RNA. RefSeq names its product eukaryotic translation initiation factor 1A domain containing (gene EIF1AD). Bases 151 to 648 code for a protein of 165 amino acids. NCBI's taxonomy places the organism in Eukaryota, Metazoa, Chordata, Mammalia, Chiroptera, Vespertilionidae. Gene Ontology annotation, cellular component: nucleus. Gene Ontology annotation, molecular function: RNA binding; translation initiation factor activity. The record is from RefSeq and is a predicted model, not a curated record. The transcript has 5 exons. Gene Ontology annotation, biological process: translational initiation.